UUACGACACUUGUGCGGCAGCGGCGGCGGUCACUCGGCGCUCCUUCGCGACGGUUCGGCCGGGUGCCGCUGGCGGCCGUUGCCAGGGUGGGGGUCGCUUUGCGGCAUGGCGAUGGCGGAGGGCGAGCGGACUGAGUGUGCUGAGCCCCCCCGGGACGAGCCUCCGGCUGAUGGCGCCCUGAAACGGGCAGAAGAGCUCAAGACACAGGCCAACGACUACUUCAAAGCCAAGGACUACGAGAACGCCAUCAAGUUCUACAGCCAGGCCAUCGAGCUGAACCCCAGCAAUGCCAUCUACUACGGCAACCGAAGCCUGGCCUACCUGCGCACCGAGUGCUAUGGCUACGCACUGGCCGACGCCACUCGAGCCAUCGAGAUCGACAAGAAGUACAUCAAGGGCUAUUACCGCCGGGCCGCCAGCAACAUGGCACUGGGCAAGUUCCGGGCCGCCCUGCGUGACUACGAGACGGUGGUGAAGGUGAAGCCCCAUGACAAAGAUGCCAAAAUGAAGUAUCAGGAAUGCAACAAAAUCGUGAAGCAGAAGGCCUUCGAGCGGGCCAUCGCAGGCGAUGAGCACAAGCGCUCCGUCGUAGACUCUCUGGACAUCGAGAGCAUGACCAUUGAGGACGAGUACAGCGGGCCCAAGCUGGAGGACGGCAAAGUGACAAUCACCUUCAUGAAGGAGCUUAUGCAGUGGUACAAGGAACAGAAGAAACUGCACCGGAAAUGCGCCUACCAGAUCCUGGUGCAGGUCAAAGAGGUCCUGUCCAAGCUGAGCACGCUCGUGGAGACCACGCUCAAAGAGACAGAGAAGAUUACAGUGUGCGGGGACACCCACGGCCAGUUCUAUGACCUCCUCAACAUAUUUGAGCUCAACGGUUUACCCUCAGAGACCAACCCCUAUAUAUUUAACGGUGACUUCGUGGACCGCGGCUCCUUCUCCGUUGAAGUGAUCCUCACCCUUUUCGGCUUUAAGCUCCUGUACCCAGAUCACUUUCACCUACUUCGAGGCAACCAUGAGACAGACAACAUGAACCAGAUCUAUGGCUUUGAGGGCGAGGUGAAGGCCAAGUACACGGCCCAGAUGUACGAGCUCUUCAGCGAGGUGUUUGAGUGGCUCCCGCUGGCCCAGUGCAUCAACGGCAAAGUGCUGAUCAUGCACGGAGGCCUGUUCAGUGAAGACGGUGUCACCCUGGACGACAUCCGGAAGAUCGAGCGGAAUCGGCAGCCCCCGGACUCGGGUCCCAUGUGCGACCUGCUGUGGUCGGAUCCACAGCCCCAGAACGGGCGCUCCGUCAGCAAGCGGGGCGUGAGCUGUCAGUUUGGGCCGGAUAUCACCAAGGCCUUCCUGGAGGAGAACCACCUAGACUACAUCAUCCGCAGCCACGAGGUCAAGGCCGAGGGCUACGAGGUGGCACAUGGCGGCCGCUGCGUCACGGUCUUCUCUGCCCCCAACUACUGCGACCAGAUGGGGAACAAAGCCUCCUACAUCCACCUCCGGGGCUCCGACCUGCGGCCCCAGUUCCAUCAGUUCACAGCAGUGCCUCAUCCCAACGUGAAGCCCAUGGCCUACGCCAACACGCUGCUGCAGCUAGGGAUGAUGUGAGCCGGCGCAGGCGCACGCAGGGCCCCUCCGCGCCCUCCAGCCCGGCUGGGCAGAGCAGGCCCCGCCCCAGGGCACCGUUGGACCCCCUUUUACUUUGUAAAGUUUGUAUUUAUUCCCCUUUAGGUUUGCAGAGGGGGUGGGGGCAGAGCGGGGCUGGCCCGAGCGCUCCGGUCAGUACCGGAGCUGGAGCCGGAGCCGGAGCCGGCGCCGGCGGUGCUGGGGCGGCGAGGCCAGGGCAUUCGGAGGAAGGCCGGGCUCUGGUGGGCGGGGCCGCGAGGGUGUCCCGCCCCUCGUUUGCAUGGCUCCUCCCUCGCUAAAGCAAUAGGGCCCGCCGCAGGCAGACCCAAGGAAGAGGGUCUUCAGGGAGGCCUCGCCUGCGCCCACCUCCUGGGAGCCCCAGGGUGGGGCUAGGCUGGGGCCCACCCCCUCCCCGGCUGUUUUAUGUCUGUAAUUAAAUAUGUUAAAAUAAAGUCAUUAUUGUAAGUCA
Messenger RNA from Chinchilla lanigera (long-tailed chinchilla), 2092 nucleotides. RefSeq names its product protein phosphatase 5, catalytic subunit (gene Ppp5c). Gene Ontology annotation, molecular function: protein binding; protein serine/threonine phosphatase activity. NCBI's taxonomy places the organism in Eukaryota, Metazoa, Chordata, Mammalia, Rodentia, Chinchillidae. The record is from RefSeq and is a predicted model, not a curated record. The transcript has 13 exons. The coding region runs from base 106 to 1605 and encodes 499 amino acids. Gene Ontology annotation, cellular component: nucleus; cytosol.